Molecule: messenger RNA, 1664 nt
Organism: Telopea speciosissima
Lineage: Eukaryota; Viridiplantae; Streptophyta; Magnoliopsida; Proteales; Proteaceae
Exons: 9
Coding region: 38-1369 (443 amino acids)
Source: RefSeq, a predicted model, not a curated record
GAAGUGCUUCAGGUAUCACCACUUUCAAAGCACCGGGAUGGUCCACUACUUCGCACAUGUUCCUCAUGAUCUCAUACUGCAGUUAGCAGACCCUAUCCAGAAAUCUCUAUCGAGCACACAGUAUAAUCCCCCAGAAGGCACGAAUGUCUCCGUUAAAUCCAUUCUUGAAUCUCUACUACCUGACAAGAAUUUGUCAUUGGUUCCUGAAACUUCAGAAGAAGAGAUUCAGAGAGAAAUUAGGGAUUUCUGUUUAUGCUGUGCGGCAUUAGCUUCAGCCAAGAUUGAAACAGGGGACUUAAUGUCAUGGAUUCCCAGAGAUCUUUCAGCUGCAGGGGAGGCAGUGGUGGGAGAGCUCUCAAGGGCUUUAUUCUCCGGUAUGGAUGGGAAAAAGUUCGGAAGGGUGGAAGAGCUCGGAGUGGAUUUGGCUUUGGUUCCAGAAGAACGGAAAUUGGUGGUGGAGCUGAUGCCUCAAGUGUUACCUUUGCUCAAGAGUACCAUCAAGGAAAGUUCUAUUGAUGCGACAGACGACUGUGACGAGAUUUCAGCUGCUUCUGCGAGGACUCCGGUUGCAUAUGCGAUUGUGGCUGCUCAUCAGUUUAGAUGGUUCCUUACACAGGUUGAUUACCCUCAUUUGGGGAAGUUAUGCUCUUUGGUGAUUCCUUGCGCGUUGACCACCCUUGAUCAUUGGUCCCCCGAAGUGAAAGCGCAGGGUAUGAUCAGCUUUAUACAUCUUGCAAAGAAUGUAAAUUCUGCUGAGCUUGGUUGGUAUGAAGAUGUGAUCCUUGAUAUAUGCUGUCGGAAUAUUGCAUCUAGUGAUGAGCUAUGGCGCUAUGUGGUUGAGAUGUCUGUACUUCUAGUAACUUGUAUCCUGCAAAGAAAUCCUCGUAGCUCAUGGUUUGAAAGGAUGCUUACUGAGAUGUUAAGUCACUUGGAGCGGCAACCAAGGAAUAAAGAACGCCGCAUUGCAUGGCUUGAACUCAUUGAGCCAGUUCUUAAUGGAAUGGGGCUUGUCUUAUUAGCUCAUUUCAGACGUAUUUUUCCACUUCUCUUUCAGUGGAUGCAUGCUGAUGAUGAUGAAACUGUUAUACUGGUUCUUCAGCGGGUCUAUACAAUUAUGAAGUUGACAUGGAUCAGGAACACACCAUAUGUUGAAAGAUUGGUUGAUGAGCUUACCAUCACAUACAAGAACGCUGCAAUGAGAAGGGGCCGUGAAGUUAUCCGGACACAUGUUCUUCAGAUAUUGAUCUUGCUUCAGCAAUGCAAGGGCCUGCAGUUUGAAGCCAUUUGGGACAAACACAGGGAUGACCCAAACUUGAGCACUCUUGUACCAGCCCUUGAAAGAAAAGAUUCUGCUACGGUUGUUCGAUGAUAGAAUCCCAUCGGAGGAUGUCAAUUUCUCUGUACAAGCAUGUGAAUUCAGUGAUACUCGAGGAAUGAAAGCUGGAGAAACACAGUAAUAUCACGCAUUGGUUUACAACCAGAAAGUGAGCUGAAACGCAUGAAAAUUUUACACGUCUCAUAGUUGCAGUACAGUGGGUCAACUGUUCAGCCCACAAUGUCUUAAAUAUGCUUCAAUUGAUUGUUGUUCUGUGCGACUUCUUGCCCCCUUCUCAGGUAUAGAAGCAUUAAAUUCUUGAACUUCAGUCCAAUUGUCAUUGCAUUGA